AUGAUUUACCAAGGUCUAUUUUCCUUAACAUUAUACUUGUUUAUCAUUAUAAAUCAACAACCAUCUGUUUAUUCACAAUAUAUCUCAGGUAAUUUAACUGAUAUUAUUCCUGACUUGCCUAAGCCAAGAACAUGUAAAGACAACGAUCUUAAAUGGAGAACAUGUGAUGGAAGUUGCAAUAAUAUCGAAAAUUCAAAUUGGGGUGUACCAUAUAAUGCUUUUGAACGAGGUUAUUUUCAACCUUACUACAAAGAUAAUUAUACUGGCGAACCUUGGUUAAAAAUUGAUACGAGAAUGAUUUCAAAUCUUUUGUCCGAUAGUGGUCAGGAACCCCUAUUGUCAGGAAGUCCAUUGGUUGAUGACUUGCCAUCAAUUGCAAGAAAGUCUAUAUUUGAAAUUUUUUUUGGUCAACUUAUUAAUCACGACAUAGAAGAUUCUCCAUUGAGUACUGUCUCGUUAGGAAUUUCUAUUGCGAACAUAACAGAUGAUCCCGUACUUAAUUGCCAUCCAAAUAAUCCAUUUAAUCCUACACAAAAUCCUUACAUGCCAAUAUCCCUCUCGUUAGGUCGAAUAAUCAAUAACACAUUCGUCCCAGUAGACUCCGGUAAUUCGUAUCUUGACCUAUCAAAUAUUUAUGGUGCGCAAAUUGAUAUGUCACAAGGUCUUCGUACAAUGAAAGAUGGAAAAUUAUUACUGGAAAAUUAUUUUGGAAAUGGUGGUGCUUAUAAUAAAAAUCUUACAAAUGUAACUGCGGAACGAAUGGCUCCAAGUCCCGGAAAUACUAAUGUUUAUCCUAAUCUGUCGCCGCCUUCUAUCAGAGCCAACGACGCCAUGGUUAGUGGUGAUACUCGUUGCUCUGAAAAUAUCCAAUUAUGUAUCAUUACUACUCUCUGGAUUCGUGAACAUAAUUGGUGGGCGGAAAAGGUUUUAAAUGAUGAUCCAUCUUUGAAGGAUAAUGAUGAAGAAAUUUACCAACGUGCUAGAAGAAUGACAAUAGCUGAAUAUCAACACGUUAUAAUUAAUGAAUAUCUGCCCGCUGUGCUUGGGGUUAAAGUACCUCCUUACACAGGUUAUGAUAAAACUCUGCGCCCGGAAACAUCUAUUCAUUUUGCUGGUGCUGCUUUUCGUUAUGGUCAUUCAAACGUCCGUCCUUAUAACAUCAUCGAUGGUUGUACAGAAAAGCCUAUUGAACUUCAUCCUGACUUUUCAUUCCCCAAUUCUCAUCCCAAUCGCUUCUUCUUUGUUGGUAAAUCUGUUCCAAUUCCAUCUCUACCUGGAAGCAAUUAUACUUCACAACAAUUAGACUAUACCCCUCUAAGAAUGUUAACUCUCGCUUCCGGUUCUCAAGGAAAUGGAAUGGAUAACAUUCUUGCUAGCAUGUUGAGAGAAAAUGCUGCUGAGUUUGAUUUAAUUAUCACAACUGCAUUAAGAAAUAUACCUGCUGCUAUGGAUUUGUUCGCUAUAGACAUUGGCAGAGGUCGUUUACUUGGUCUUGCUCCUUAUGAUAUAUAUCGUGAAGCGUACCAUCCGAAAGGUGGCCUAUACAAAAACAAAGAAUGUGAAGGGAACUCCGAAGUAGAUUCAAUUGAUUGUUUUAAACUUAUAACGUCCAAUAUUACUAUAGCAACAAAUUUACAACAAAUUUAUAAAAAAGUUGGCCAAAUUGAUGGAAUUGUUGGAAUGUUUGCUGAAGACAAAGAAAGUUCAACAGCUCCAUUACCACCAACAAUUGCUGCAAUAAUAAUGGCUGAAUUUAUACGUAAAAGAAGUUCUGAUCGAUUUUGGUAUGAAGGUGAAACUUAUACUGACGAGGAGAGAUCAAUAAUAACGAACACUUCUAUGAAUGAUAUUAUUAUGAGAAAUACAAAUGUUAGAAAUAUACAAGCUAAUCCAUUUAAAUCUCCUGGUACAAAAGAUCCAUUAG
Molecule: messenger RNA, 1924 nt
Organism: Cetraspora pellucida
Lineage: Eukaryota; Fungi; Glomeromycota; Glomeromycetes; Diversisporales; Gigasporaceae
Source: the annotation of a GenBank genome assembly